GGGGGUGGGGUGGGUUAGAAGAGAGUCUGUGGUUUCCAUGGAGAUGAAGCUGAAAGUGCAGGAAAUUUAAAGGCUUUGGGUCCUUGCAAAGCAGACAAACUGGUGCCAACGUGCGUGGCUGCUGUUGCUGCUGAGGCUGCUGCUUUGCAAACGGCGGGGAGGAGAAGGGAGGAGGAAUCGGCUGCGAUUUCUUCCGUAACGCACGGGCGGACAACGAGGAGCAGCAGCGGCGAACAGAAUUUGCAACAAAAAGAGUCAUCUCCCUGGCCCGGGGAGGCUGAAAAGAGGCAGCGGCAGCGGCAGAAUUUUGGAGUGGCUCCACUAGCAGAGAUUUUAUAGAGAAGCCUGCAAAGAGAGAGUGUUUGCAGGGGGCUUGUUCUCCGGGCUUAUCAGGGGGCUGUCUUUGCUGGUGGUGCGGGGAGUGGAGGCGAUUCCCCUUAAAGACAAGCUAUUUUGGAUAUCCCCGUACAAGUUUUCUGAUGUGUUUGCUUGCACCUUCUUCCCCUGCUGUUUGGUGAACCCAGCCCCCCUUUCCCCCCCCCCCCACCCCCACCGGUCUCCCAAGGAUGGAUCAUUCCCAAUGCCUUGUGACUAUAUACGCCUUGGUGGUUCUGCUGGGUCUCCGGCUAGAGCAGGGCUCCUGCCAGCACUAUCUGCACAUCCGACCGGCUCCCAGCGACAACUUGCCCUUGGUGGAUCUAAUCGAGCACCCGGACCCUAUCUUUGACCCCAAGGAGAAGGAUCUUAAUGAGACCUUGCUAAGGAACCUCAUGGGCGGACACUUCGACCCUAACUUUAUGGCUAUUUCCUUGCCCGAGGACCGGCUCGGAGUGGACGAUCUGGCCGAGCUGGACCUGCUGCUCAGGCAGAGACCCUCGGGAGCGAUGCCCAGCGAAAUCAAAGGGCUGGAGUUCUACGACGGGCUGCAGCCGGGCAAGAAGCACAGGCUGAGCAAGAAGCUGCGCAGGAAGCUGCAGAUGUGGCUCUGGUCCCAGACCUUCUGCCCGGUUCUAUACACGUGGAACGAUCUCGGCAGCCGCUUUUGGCCCCGGUAUGUCAAAGUGGGCAGCUGCUACAGUAAAAGAUCUUGUUCAGUCCCCGAAGGCAUGGUUUGCAAACCUGCCAAGUCCGUGCAUUUAACGAUCCUGAGGUGGCGGUGCCAGCGGCGGGGCGGGCAGAGGUGCACAUGGAUACCCAUCCAGUACCCCAUCAUUUCGGAGUGCAAGUGCUCCUGCUAGGGCUGGCACUUCCCCGCUCUCCCCUUCUCCAGCGGACUCACGUGGACCUUUGCUGCAACAAAAAUAAAGACUUCUGCUUUCUGGUUAACGUUGUAAUGCACUGUAACGUGUAGGAGAAUGUAUAUUGUGUGUAUAUAUGGCACCGGUUUAAUAUACUAUUAAAAGGUCAGUAUUAUACGUGAAAUAAUCAGCGGCUACUGUAUUUUUAAGACUAUUACCCUGAUCGUUGCUAAUGUAUCUUUGUUUUAUGGUUUUUUUUUUUCCUUUUUUGGGGGUAUUUAUAUUCCAGAGGGAAGUUGCUUCGCUUUGGCGAAGGAUUUUUUUUUUUUUUCCUUGGGUGAGUUUUGUUCUUUUUUGUUUGGUUUGUUUUUUAUUUCUUUUUAAUAAGAGGGUUUAAAAAAUUACAAAGCAAACUUUUUUUUUUUUUAAUAAGGAAAAAAAAAAAAAACACGUUUUAAAGCUAUUUUCCAUUCUUCGGAAAGUGAAGUGUGUGUGUGUGUGAGGUUUGAUUUUUCUUCCUUAUGGACUUUAGGUUUAAAAUAAAAAGGAAUGAACGCCUAGAGCACAAGGUUAUUGUAAAUAGAGAGAACAGUCGGAAUGACUUAAUCCUAUGUAAAUGAAGAGUAUCUGCUAUUUAUUCUUUAUAUCCUUGUAGUAAAAGUGCAGUGCAGAAUUAAAGUCAACCACUAAAACACGA
Molecule: messenger RNA, 1935 nt
Organism: Pogoniulus pusillus (Red-fronted tinkerbird)
Lineage: Eukaryota; Metazoa; Chordata; Aves; Piciformes; Lybiidae
Gene: NOG
Product: noggin
Exons: 1
Coding region: 567-1238 (223 amino acids)
Biological process (GO): negative regulation of BMP signaling pathway; dorsal/ventral pattern formation; negative regulation of cell differentiation
Source: RefSeq, a predicted model, not a curated record